Molecule: messenger RNA, 6709 nt
Organism: Fonticula alba
Lineage: Eukaryota; Rotosphaerida; Fonticulaceae
Exons: 8
Coding region: 137-6550 (2137 amino acids)
Biological process (GO): microtubule-based movement; cytoskeleton-dependent intracellular transport
Cellular component (GO): microtubule; kinesin complex
Molecular function (GO): ATP binding; ATP hydrolysis activity; microtubule binding
Source: RefSeq, a predicted model, not a curated record
CUCCUCCCUCCCUCCCUUCCAGCCCGGCCCUCCCCCCUUCCUCCCCUUCCCCCCCCUGUGAUCCCCCUUCAGCAGGAGUGCUCUGCCGCGCGGCGUCUGGGACGUCACCUCCCGUCCGUCCGCCUCCGAAGUCACCAUGUCCUCGGUCAAGGUGUUCGUUCGCGUGCGGCCGUUUAACGGCCGCGAGAAGGCCGCCAAAUCCAAGCGCGUCAUCAGCAUGAACGGCCAGUCGACCACGAUCGAGCACAACGGCAAGCGCCAUGACUAUGCUUUCGACAACUCCUACUGGUCCUUCGAUGCCGAGGCGCCAAACUACGCAUCGCAGGAGAUCGUCUACCAGGAGAUCGGUGUCGAGAUGGUCAACCACUCGUUUGAUGGCUACAACUGUUGCCUGUUUGCCUAUGGCCAAACGGGUUCCGGUAAGUCCUACAGUAUGAUGGGCUAUGGCCCCGAGCGCGGCCUGAUUCCUCGAAUCUGCGAGGAGAUCUUCAGCCGCAUCGAGCAGAACUCCGAUCCUGAUCUCAACUACACUGUCGAGGUGAGCUAUCUGGAAAUUUACAACGAGAAAGUCAAGGAUCUCCUCAAUCCCAAGGGAUCUGACCAACUCCGUGUUCGCGAGCACAAAACCCUGGGCCCCUACGUCGAGGGCUUGGCCAAGGUCCUGGUUUCCUCCUUCGCCGACAUCGACCGUCUGAUGGAUGAGGGCAACAAGGCGCGCACGGUGGCCGCCACCAACAUGAACGAGACGUCCUCCCGGUCGCACGCCGUCUUCACCAUGAUCAUGACCCAGCGGCAGAAGGACCUUGCCACUGGCCUGGUGGCUGAGAAGGUGUCGAAGAUCGCGCUGGUGGAUUUGGCUGGUUCCGAGCGCGCCGAUUCCACCGGUGCCACUGGCGCUCGACUUCGCGAAGGGUCCAACAUCAACAAGUCCCUGACGGCCCUGGGCAUGGUCAUUUCCGCCCUGGCCGACAUGUCUGCCGAUCCCAAAAAGAAGAUCCACAUUCCGUACCGUGAUUCGGUGCUCACCUGGCUGCUGAAGGACAAUCUCGGUGGUAACUCCAAAACAUGCAUGUUGGCGGCUCUCUCGCCGGCCGAGAUCAAUUACGAUGAGACUCUGAGCACACUGCGCUACGCCGACCGCGCCAAGCGCAUUGUCAACAAGGCCACUGUCAACGAGGACCAGAAUGCUCGAAUGAUUCGUGAGCUGCGGGAGGAGGUGGCCCGCCUGCGCGCGCACCUAAUGUCCCACGGCAUCGAGCUGCCGGUGGUUGCCAGCCCGGCCAAGCCUGCUCCCGGAGUUGCCUCGCCCGCCGCCAAGCCGGCAACCAUUGCCACCGCUACCUCGGCAUCGGAGGCCUCAGCCGGCGGCCCGGUGUCGCCCUCUCCCUCCUCGGGUCAGCUGGCCGACGGCCUGAUGACUUCGCCCUCGGCUCUUCUGGCAUCUGGCUCCGAUCGUGACAUUGCCGCGCAGAUCCGCGCCUCCGAGCGUCUGGUCGAGGAGCUGAGCGAGUCUGUUGAGACGAAGCGUGAGCGCACCGAGGCCGUGGCCCGGUCCCGCGCCGAGGCGCUGGCCGACAUGGGUGUGUCCCUGGGCCCCGCCUCGCCGGCCGAGGGAUCGCCCGGCUUGGCCGAGGUGUCGGCCCCUCGACUCCAGCCGCAUCUGGUCAAUCUCAAUGAGGACCCCCUGAUGAACGAGUGUCUCCUGUAUAACUUGCGCCUGGGUGGCACCACGCUCGUGGGCUCGGAGCGCCCAGCGCACAUUGUUCUCGGUGGCGCCCGGAUGCUCAAGGAACACUGCAUUUUCGAGACCAGCGAGGAUGGUCUCUCGGUGCGCCUGCGCCUGGCGAGCCCGGAUGCGCCUGUUUACAUCAAUGGCAAGCCCUUGGCCGCGGAGGAUGGUGCCUCGAGUUCCGCGCCCGGGGCCGGCGCUUCGGCAGCCGCUGCCCCGGAGGCCGGCGACGAUGGUGCCACCAAGGCUGAGCCCGAUGACGCGGCCUCAGAGGCGAGCCCUCCCGCGGCGGCCGAUGCCACCGAGGAGGCUCCUCCCGCGGUUGACGCUGCCAAGCAGCCCGGCCCGAUGGGUGUCUUGUUGAAGUCCGGCGAUCGGCUGAUCUUCGGCUUGCACUAUGUCUUCCGCUUCACCAACCCGAUUGAGGUUCGCGCGCAGCGUGAGUCGGCGGCGGCGUCCACCACCACGGCGGCCACCGAGGGCGAGUCCCCCUCCUCGGGGGAGGCGGCGCAGCAGCCGAUCGCCGACUGGGCCUUUGCCCUGGAGGAGCUGCGCCAGCAGCAGCUGUCCGAGCAGAUGGCCGCCGUGGAGGCGGUGUCGGCCGAGCGUGAGGCGCGCAUUCGCGCCGAGGAGGAGCGUCUCGAGUCCGAGCGCCAGGCCGUGGCCGCCCAGGUGGCCGAGGUUCAAGCUCGGAUGCAGGAAAUCGAGAGCUCGAACUCGGCGCUGCGCGCGGCCGCCGCGGCCGCGGCCACCAACGGCACCUCUUCCCCGGCGGAGGAGCCCCCGGCCGAGCCGCCCUUGUCGCCGGAGCAGGCGGCCCUGGCCCGGCGGGCCCUGGUCGUUUGGAAGGCCUGUCGGCGGUCGACUCUCCGCCGGCGCAUGGCCCAAUUGACCCCGAUGCUGACCGAGGCGAAUGUCAUCUCGGCUGAGCUGAAUCGCGGUGUGGCCCUGCAGUUUGUCAUCUCGGACCCGGGCUCGCCAUUCUCCACCCCGGCGCAUGAUGCCGGCUUGGCUGGGGAUGUGGGCAGCCCGUGGGAGCAGGCCGGCCGCCUGUUGGCCCAGGCCGCCGCCGGGGCCACCAGUGAGCCCUCCAGUGAGUCGCAUCUCCCGGUGCUCCCGUCGCCGGAGCUGGCCAUCCGGGUGUACGAUUCGCGCCUGGGCCAGGUGCACCUUUGGUCGGAGGACAAGUUCCUGAUGAGCCUGCAUGCCAUGCGGGAUAUCUUCCAAGAUCCGACCUCCUUCACGAUCUUCAUCACGCAGAUGGCUCGCGCAUCGGGCGGCGGCACUGCCGGCGCCGCGGGUCUGGAUGCUUCGAACCGGCAAUUGGCCCGUCUGGCCGGGCCCGCCGCCGGCCCGGCCCCGGGCCCCGGCCUGACCCCGCGUCAGCUGGCCCUGUCGCGUGGUCCUGUCGGUCGUGCCGGCGGGCCCGCCAUGCACGAUCCCUUCUCCGCCUCCGGGUCUUGGUUCAGUCGCCUGGGCUCCGGCCACCUGUACCUGUGGCGUGUUCUCUCGACGCACAUGGCCUGGGCCGCGGGCGAGGCGGAUGAUCUGCUCCUGCUGGACACCGAGGUGUCGCUCUUCGAUGAGCAUGGCCGAGUGGUGGGCUUCGUCCGGGUUGCCCUGCACCGUGUGUCGCCGGAUGGCCUGCCGCCAGCCACAUCGGCCGAUGCCGACAUGUUGCCGGUGCGGGCGGAGCUUGGCUUCGCUGGUGAGCCCGGCGCGCCUGCCGCCCCUGCCACCCUCUCCGGCAAGGAUGAGGAUGUGGCCGGUGCCUCGCUGCAGCGUGGUCUCGUGGCUCGGGCGCUGUCAGCCAGCGGCCCGGCCGCCGAUGAGCCGGUUCUCCUUCGUCUGUCGGUCAGCGACAUUGUCCUCGACCUGGAGGGCGUCCACCCGGCGGACCAGUUUGCCUCGCUCUACAACCAGCAUGGCCAGGUGUCUCCGCCGACGGAGGCCUAUCUGAAUCUGCGCUUCGGCCAGACGGUCCUGGCCACGCCGCCCGGGGUCAUCCCGCUGCGGCCGCUGCAGGAGGCGGGACCCGGCGUGGGGUCCGGCGCCGACGACGGCGCGGCUCCCGCCUGGGUCCGGUAUCUGGAUCUGGGCCCGAUGUCGGCGUCCUUGGCCGAGGGGCUGGCCCUGUUGCAGAGCGGGUCCCCCCUGGCCGGGGGUGCCAUCGAGGUGGAUCUCUUCGGGCAUCUGCAAACGCCGAUCAAGUACAACCAUGCGCAGCUGGUGCGCCAGCUCGGCGUGACGCCUGCGGCCCCGGCCGUGCCGGUUAGUCCCACCUCGGCGGCGGCGGCGGCGCCCGACACCCCGCGUCCUCUGCCGGCCGGGGCCCUGCUCUCGGCGGCCUCCUACCAUACGCUGCUGCUUUGGGUUGAGGUCCUGGAGCAGGACUGGACGGGAGACUAUGCCUCGGUGCCGGUGUCCAUGGAGCCGCAUACCCUGGCCCAGGUGGAGGGCGAGGCCGACCCUCGGGGGCCCGUGACCGCGGCCGCGGUGGCCGGGCGCGAGUCUGCCACUCGCGGCAUCUUCCUCGUCCGCCAGGGUGUCCAGCGCCGCCUGCGCCUGUAUGUGGCGGUGGUUGGCCCCACCGGGCCGGUGUUGCUUCGGUCGCUGGCUCUCGGAGACGUGCCGGCCGAUCCGGCCGAUGGUCCGGCCCCCCAGCGCAUCCCCUUCCAUGUGGCCAUCGGCUCGGUGAAUGUCAACCGGAUCCGGUCCCUGGCGCCCGGGGCCGCUUCCAGCGGCGAUGGCGCCGCCGUCGGGUCUGCCACUGCCAUCGAUCUGCAGUCGGUGGCGCCCGAGUCGCCGGGGGCCAGCCCUGGAGCUGGACGCCCAGGCGGGCCGACUUGCGCCUCGGCCACCCUGUCCUGGGCCUCGGCGCUUCAUGACUCUCGCGUGCUGAGUCGCAUUGCCCUGGAGCCGACGGAGCUGGCCUCCGUCCAGUUGAAUGUCAGCCUCCACUUGAUCGGCGCCCCGGGCACGCCGGGGGGUCCGUCCCAGGUGGAAGUCGGCCCCGGGCAGCCGAGCAUCCACCUGCCCCGUGGCCCGCUCACCCUGUCGAAGGAGCUGCUGUUCCGUGUGUAUCCGCGUGAUGCGGCGGUCCUGCGCACCCCGCCUCCCCCGUCGGCGGGCCUGCUGGGGUCGCUGUUGGCAUCGCCGCGUGCGGCACAUGUGGCCAGCCGUGCGCGGUCCUUCUUCUCGGAUCUCUUCAGUGGCUCCGGCGGCGGGGAGGCCGCCUCGGCGUCGGGCCAGGCGGCGGCCGCCGCCUCGGCCGAGCUCGGAGCCCCGGCCAGCCGGACCGCCUCCCGGGUUACCGGGCUUUAUGAGUUGGCGCUGCUGCACAUGCCUCUCAAUAGCCGGGAGCUGGUGGCCCGGCCGCCGGUGCUGGCGUCCCCCUUCGGCACGGGGAAUACCCUCGUGACGUCGGCCUCGGCGUCGGCUGGUCCGCAUUAUUCGGCCCUCGGGGCCGGCCCGAGCUCCAUCUUGGCCCGGCCACGGUGCCUGGCCUUCGAUGAGACCUCUCGCCUUGGGGCAGUCGAUGCGGCCAGCAUGUCGGCGGGGGGCCCGGGGGCCGGUGCCGGAGCUCGCGGCGCCCGCGCUGGCGACCCCAGCCGGCCAUAUGUCCGCGGUGAGGAGGUCCUCCAGGGCUGGUGGAAGCCACUGAGCGCGGAGCUGGUGGAUUUGUCUCAGCGCCUGCGUGUCCGGGCCAAGGCCGCCGCGGCGGCUGAGCGCACUCGCCAGCUGCUGACCUCGCUGGAGCAAGAUCAAAUGGACCAGCUCGAGCAGAUGCUGGAAGCGGAUGACAUCGAGCCGCCGGUCGCCGGCCCCGCUUCGACCGAGACCCAGGAGGAGCGCCAGCAGCGUAUCCUGGCGCGUGUGGUCGCGCUGCUGGCACACCGAGCUGGCCGGAUGUCGGACAGCUCUGCCGAUCCGGCCUCCGGAUCGGCGGAGUCUGUCGCCGGAUCGGCCUCCGAGGGGGAAUCCCCCGCCAAGAGCGAGGACACUGUCGAUGCGGGCGCCGACGUCGACCCCAACCUCGGCAUCCAAGCCGAUGGGGUCGAAAUGAGUGACACCGCCGAAGCCGGCGCCGGCGCCGGCGCCGACGCCGACGCCGACACCGGUGAGCUGUCGCAGCCCGGGACACUGGGCUUCGCCAUCUACUCCGAUCUGGUGGAGACGGCCAAGCUUGAUCGCGCCACCUGCCAGGGCUACUUGAACCUGUUGGUCCCGGGGCCAGAUGCUCCAGGGGCUCCGGCCUUCCAGUGGGUCCGCCGGUACGCGGUCCUCCGUCGGCCGUAUCUCCUGACCUACACCAAUGCUGGUGACGCGUCGGAAUCGGCGGCCAUCCUGGUGUCGCACACGAUCGCCGACUACUGGCCGCUGCCGGCAGCGGCUCUGCCCACGGCGAUGGCCAGUUUGGCCGGUCCCCUGGCCCCCGGGCCGGCGGAUGUCUUUGUCCUGCAUGCUGCCCCUUCGGAGUCCAGGAGCUCUGGCGGUUCGGCCGGCGGAUCGGGCUUCCUCAUUCCGGCGGGGGUUGCCGGCGUUGAUGCGGCGGUUCCGCAGCAGCACGAGCCCGGCCGGUCGGACGUCCGGGUCAUUGCGCGCAGCCUCGACGCCACGACGUCCGACGCUUGGGUCACCGCGGCGGAUCCGCUGCGUGCCGGGUCCCGCGAGUCCGCCCUCGGCCUGGCCCGGCAUGAGGCGGUCCAGCGGGCCCGCGCCAACACCACUCUCAAUGGCAUCGGCCAGAUGGCCUCCACCAUGGGCUCCCCCGCGCGCGGGGGCCCCCCGACCACCGCUGGUACUGGCACCCACUACUGAGGGCAAUCCCCCCCCCCCCCUCCCUUCAUGAUGUCGUUCACACCGUGUGAGACAAACUGCGGCCCGAGAGGAUGUGAAGGAAAUACCCUCCGAGAGAAAGACACCCCUCCCCUGCUGCUCCAUCCGGCCUGCGCUUCCUCGCAUGCCCUUUCUCCCCCC